Messenger RNA from Raphanus sativus (radish), 1040 nucleotides. RefSeq lists its product as uncharacterized. The record is from RefSeq and is a predicted model, not a curated record. Lineage: Eukaryota; Viridiplantae; Streptophyta; Magnoliopsida; Brassicales; Brassicaceae. Gene Ontology annotation, biological process: vacuolar proton-transporting V-type ATPase complex assembly. The transcript is spliced from 4 exons. Bases 84 to 803 code for a protein of 239 amino acids. Gene Ontology annotation, cellular component: endomembrane system.
CUCAGAUGUUACUACUUUCGCGCGUGAGAAACAUCGUUUAAGAAGAUCGAAGAAACGAAUAACAAUCUGAAACCGAUGAAAAGAUGGAUCAACCCGACCCGAGAAAUGCGUCUGGCCUGAUUAUCUCCGUCACUGAACCGCUGCGAUCUUUUCUCGCAUCGGCCUGCGAUGAUCGUCGUCUCUCCGACGAACUAAGAGAUAUCGCUUCGGAUCUGCGCUCGAGGAACACCGUCGUUCCCUACAAAUUGCUCCGCGCUAUAUGGACCGGAUCCGAUCCCUCGACCAGACCGGACUUGUUGGCACUUUUCUCCGGCUCCGGUUUCGUCUUCACCAGUCCCAAGCCCAGGGAAAAGAGUGAAGAACUGAAACUGAGACUGCUAAAGCUGAGAGACAUAGCAGAGAGGAAGGAAUACGCUGAGCUUGUUAAAGAUAUAACACCUAGGAAGCAGGUCGAAGAGCCUUUCUCUUCUUACAAAGACCAGCUCGGUUUUGGUUUACACGUUGGUCUUACCAUGUUCACUGGAUAUUUGGUUGGAUACGCUUCCUUCAGAGCUUUAUUCAACCGCAACCCCGCUCUCAGUGCUGCUGGUGGGAUACUUGGGCUAGUUUUGGCCAUGCUUGUGGAAACACUUCUGUUUAUAAUCAAAACAUCUAAAGAUGAUCAGAUUCAGAGCUCUAAAUCACCAUCAUCACCAUCACCAUCACCAUCAUCACCAUCAUCAUCAUUCACUCCCACUUUUAAACCAUCAUCAUCACCAUCAUCAUCAUCAUCAUUCACUCCCACUAUUAAGAAGAAUCAGUAGAACUUUCUGAUUUUUGCCUUCUCGUUGCAGUUCUACUGAGAAAGAUUUGUAGAGGUUUAGCUUCGAAUCCGUAUAGUAACCCAAUUUGGGAAAUUUUAGACACAAACACACGAUUUUAAAGUUGUCAAAAUUACAUUUGAAGUUUUUGUCUUAUUUAAUUUUAUCAUCUUUUUCUAUGUUCAAACAAUUGAAGCAAAACUUUUGUGAAAUUUAAUUGUACUUUCUCAGCUUCACAAA